Clavispora lusitaniae ATCC 42720 is the source of this 924-nucleotide messenger RNA. Lineage: Eukaryota; Fungi; Ascomycota; Pichiomycetes; Serinales; Metschnikowiaceae. The record is from RefSeq and is a predicted model, not a curated record.
AUGUACAUUAAACACAGCGGAGGCCCGCUCUAUCAGUCAUUAAGGGCCCAAGAUUUUUUUUUUUGGUUUUCUAUUUUAAUCCGUUAUUUUUCUCCUUUACCAGCACUCGUAGCCACCAUCGACAACCAAAUUGUGGCCUGUUGUGUAGGAGGAUGCCGUUUCGGAAGCCAAGUACAAGAUGGAUCCCACAAACUCCUUUGGAUCAGCCAUGCGCUUCAUUGGGAUCUUGCUCUCCCAUGCCUCCUUCAUUUCUGCGUGGCCAGAAAUGACGUUUUUCGUCAAAGGCGUAAGGAUGUAGCCUGGAGACAAGGAGUUGACACGGAUGUUGUACUUGGCCCAUUCACAGGCCAAAGAGCGCACCAAGUGGAUCACGCCCGCCUUGGACAUGUUGUACAUACAUUGAGGUUGUGGGUCGUUGACAAUGGUGCCGGACAUGGAGCCAAUCAAGAUGAUGGAGCCACGCAAGUUGUUUUGGAUCAAAGGUUUGGCGAAAGCCUGGGCCACGUAGAAAGAGCCCAAGCCGUUGACACGCAUGAUACCCUCGGCAUUGAGCGCUGGGUAGUCCUCGGCCGGGAAGUUCUCACAGUAGCCAGCAGUGUUGAUCAACAAGUCGGCGAUUUUGCCGUGGGCCUCGUUGAUCUCGGCAAAGGUGGUGGCCACAGACUCGGCAUCACCAAUGUUGCAGGACCAGGCCGAAACCAUUCCCACAGGAGAAGCUUUGUCGCCCUUCAAAGUGGCCUCGGCCCACGACAAAACACCUUUGGCUGCCUGCUUUGUGCGUUCCAAGUUGAUAUCGACCAACGCGACAUCGGCGCCCUGGGCAACAAGAGCACGCGAGACCACGUGGCUCAUUCCGCCGGAGCCGCCAGUAAGAAUCGCCAAUCUUCCGUCCAAACGGAAGUUGGGAACAACGUUUUCGUAUGA